AUGCGACCACAAGUGGAAUAUUUUAACAAUCAGAAUUACUGGAAGUUGAAGAAGAAUCUCAUAAAAGGCAAAGUCCUGUUUGAAGAUCCACAUUUCAAACCAACCCUACGCUCCCUUGCUCGACACAAUUUUCCACAAGGCAAGAUAGAGUGGAAGCGACCAAAGGAAAUUGGCUUCAAACCUUACUUGUAUGAAGUUGGGACCAGCUCUCGAGACCUGCAUGAGAGCAACUAUGGUAAUUGCUGGUUUGUUGCUGCUGCAUCAUAUUUAGCCACUAAGCCAUUACUGUGGAAAAGGGUUAUAUUAGAUUACUCUAAGCAGGAGUGGAACCAUAAAAAUCCUGAACAAUAUGCAGGGAUUUUCCAUUUCCGUUUCUGGAAGUUUGACAGAUGGAUUGAUGUGUGCAUCGAUGAUCGACUGCCUACAGUGAACAGCCAACUGAUAUACUGCCAGUCAAGCAAUGUCAACGAAUUCUGGUGUGCACUGCUUGAAAAAGCAUAUGCCAAGCUGCAUGGGUGCUAUGAAGUACUGAAGAGUCGCAACGUAGCUGAGAUCUUGGAAGAUUUCACUGGCAAUAUCUCAGAACCUGUGUCCAUGGCUGAAGAAGAGCUUGAUGAGAAUCCUGACAAUCGAAAGGAACUUUUUGAAUACUUACAGAAAGCCCACUCCAGGGAAGCCAUCAUCGCCUGCUACAUCAAGCUUGAAGCCGGUGCCAAUCUGGACUCUCAGAUACCAUGUGGUCUAGUGAAAGGGCAUGCUUAUGGUAUCACAGACAUUCGAGAGGUGCAUCUCAACAGAGACCUGAUUUCUUGGUUCAAAGCUACAGAACUUUAUAUGAUCAAGCUGCAGAAUCCUUGGGGACCAUCAGAGUGGAAGGGGGCAUGGAGUUACCGAUCCAAGCAGUACUGGCAAGUUGGUAGGAAGGAGUGGGAGCAAAUGGGGCUCUCAGUGAAAGAAGACAACCAAUUCUGGAUGGACUUGCAAGAUUUUUGUUUCUGCUUUACUGAUAUAGUUAUAAAUCAACAGACCAAUACAUCCAAGACAAGGAAGGAAGCCUACUUAUUCAGUGAAUGGAGCAAGAGAAAGAUUCCUUGCAUUAAUAAUGAAAGUAUGAUGUUCCAAAACCCACAGUUCUCAUUUGACAUACCUGCUGAAGAUAACUUAAUAAUCAGCUUUCAGGAGGAGGACUGGAGAGGGAGCAGGUACCAGACUGAAGAUGAAGAAAAAAAUUCAUCCAAGCAAUUUCAGGAUCAGAAGGAAGGCAAAAAUGGAUUUGCAGGCUUCAAGGUUUUUAAGGUGGAGAAGAAUCGUAAAUAUCGCAUGCAUGAUGUGAACCAGAAACCUAUUUUUAGUAUUACAAACAGUGACUCUCCCAGUGCCUUACUGCAAUCUAAGCUCAAAGCAGGUCGAUAUAUCAUCAUCCCAACAUCCACACCAGAACACACAGGCAGGAUCCUAAUUCGACUCAUUUCAGACAGAAUGACUAAACUCAGGGAGUUAAAACAGGAUCAGCCAAAGUCAUCCUUUUGGAAAGGCUCUGCAGGGAUUUGUAAAAGGGUGACAUCUAUUACUGUGCACAAGGCUGAACAUCUGUGGAUUUCAGGCUACAACAAAGAACCUGAUACUUAUGUAACCAUUGAAUGUGAAGGCUCCACAGUUAAGUCUCAGCUGCACAAAUGUAAUUCCACACCAGAAUAUGGCAUUAAAGCAUUAUUCUAUAGGAAACAUCCAAAAAGACCUGUGACAAUUAAGGUAUGGGAAACUGCAUUUCCGAGAGACAUUUUGCUUGGGCAGGUGUUCGUAGCUGCGAAUAAGAAUGAAUUUGGUAAAACUGAAGUCUAUCAACUUGAAGGGGAAUUAAAAUUCUUACGGUCAAUACUUGUGGAGACAUCAUCCAGUGAUAACUUAACAGCCAUAUAA
Messenger RNA from Protopterus annectens (West African lungfish), 1920 nucleotides. RefSeq names its product calpain-5-like. Gene Ontology annotation, cellular component: cytoplasm. The coding region runs from base 1 to 1920 and encodes 639 amino acids. NCBI's taxonomy places the organism in Eukaryota, Metazoa, Chordata, Ceratodontiformes, Protopteridae. Gene Ontology annotation, biological process: proteolysis. Gene Ontology annotation, molecular function: calcium-dependent cysteine-type endopeptidase activity. The transcript is spliced from 13 exons. The record is from RefSeq and is a predicted model, not a curated record.